GAAGACCAUCAACUUACCACAAGAAGAUGAGCAAAUCAAAAUCAAAAUCAAACAAAUCCAAACCAAUCGAAGUACUACAAUCCACUUCAAAUCAAAAACCAUCAAUCAAAUCAGAAUCAAACAACUUUAACCCAUUCACCACUCUAUUCAACUUAAUCUUAUUCUCAAUUCAAUUCAUCUUCAAAAUCAUCAAUUCUAUUAUUCGAUUAAUCUUAUUUCAACCUCUCAUUAGCUUUCCUAUCAUCAUCUUCAUCAUCAUCUCAAUCACUCCUACGGCUCUUAAUUAUCUUAUCAACUUAUUCUCAACUAAACUCAUUCGACUCUUGACCUUUUCAACACCUUCGAUUCCUCAUCUCACUUAUCUCUAUUGUACGAUCCUCAAUGGUCCAUUCUUUUGUGAAGGAUCAACUCUCAAACCGAUUCCAGUAUCUAAAAUCACUCGAUCAGUUGCUGAUAGCGCUAAGUUAGCCUCCGAUAUCUUUGAAUCCGUCGUCGGCCUGGGCGAUCCUCAUAACCUUGGCUUACAUCAGGCUGAUAUCCUCGAAUUGGCGUUGGCUGUACAACAUUCUACUUCACUCGAAGGAAAAGAUGUAUUAGCACCUCAGCUUAUGGAUUUGAGUGAGAUGACUAGAGAUGUGAAAGAUCAAAUUAUCAGUCUGAAUAGUCAAGGCAUCAAUACCUUCUCAUUCGUAGCUUAUGAGUUUUCAAGACUACAAGAUUUGAUAGAAUUAAUUCAAUCAGGUUCCAAAAAAUAUACAACUCAACAUGUUUCACACAACUUAGAUAUCUUAUUCCAAAGACUUUCAGAAGACUUAACCAAACUAUUAAAUGAUAUUGACUUUCCUUACCAUUAGCAUCUAGAGCCAGUGAUUUAGGUACAAAACUUACAAGUGACUUCUUAUCAUCACACUUUAAAUUAUUGAAAUUUAAAGUAUCUACUCCGAUUUGGAAAAGAUCUUUGAAGGAUUCUUGUCUCAAGACAAUGGGUCUAGAGACUUAAUCGUAACUUCGGAAAAGGUGGAAAAGUUUAAAUUGGUUUGGAAGGAAGAAACUUGAAGAAGUAAGAGUUCUAAUGGCUUAUCGUAAUAAUGUGGCUUUCUUGAAUGUAGGCUUCUUUAAUUGGUUCACAUAUUGCUGAUCAUCAGUUAUCAGCUGAAGAUGAAGUUCAUGCAAUGAGACAUAUCAUUGAUAAUGUCAAACAAGCCGUUAAGGAAUCAAAGUCACAAAAAAAGCGGGUUAAGAAACUUGAGAUUGAUGCAUAGGGAGUAAUGUAAAAGAUUUUGAUAGGUCUUGUUUCAUAAGAUGCCAAUGUAGUAUAAGCUUUUCUAAGGAAGGUAAGAUAGAUCAUUAUAUGUAUAUAGCUGUUAUGGCCUUGGAAAGUUGUAAUAUCCUAAUUCUACAUGUGAUAGUGUAUUUUUGAAACC
This is a messenger RNA of Melampsora larici-populina 98AG31, 1424 nucleotides long. RefSeq lists its product as uncharacterized. Lineage: Eukaryota; Fungi; Basidiomycota; Pucciniomycetes; Pucciniales; Melampsoraceae. The transcript has 3 exons. The coding region runs from base 27 to 854 and encodes 275 amino acids. The record is from RefSeq and is a predicted model, not a curated record.